CGGAAAAGGGUACAACACAGGCAAUGGAGCCCUAACCGCAGGAAAAAUAACUGUAGGAGAGAUAUUUUCGUAGUUUCAGCUCCAAUCUGAUUAAUAGGAGUAUAUUCCUAAAACCCUUCACUUGAUAGCAGUCGCCGCUCCGAAAAACCCUUCAAUUCAAAGAGAUUUUAAUGCAUAUGGCUUGCUUCAACAAAGUUGGAACCAUGCUAAGGCAGAGCAUAUCUGCCUCUAGUGCAUUGAGUGGACAAUCCUCGAUGCUUAAUGCGAUGCGCCUGAUGUCUACCAAGCUUUUCAUUGGAGGGCUUUCUUAUCAAACUGAUGAUCAGUCUCUCAGGGAUGCUUUUUCUAGCUUCGGAGAAGUUGACUCUGUAAGAAUUAUCGUUGACAGAGACACUGGAAGAUCGAGAGGGUUUGGAUUUGUAAAUUUCACUUGUGAAGAGGCUGCUAACUCAGCCAUAUCAGCAAUGGAUGGGCAGGAACUGAAUGGCAGGAACAUCCGUGUAAGCCAGGCCACAGAGAAACCUCCUCGUAGUAACUAUGGCGGUGGCGGUGGCGAUUAUGGAGGCAACAGCUUUGGCCGUGGUGGUGGUGGUGGUUAUGGAGGCGGGUAUGGCAACAGAGAUGAGAGUUACUAGUCUCCAUGUUGCUUGCUUCGUUAUUUUGUCACUACUAGUUUAACAUUAAUCUCCAUAAACUGCACCGUUUUUCCAUAACGGUGUUCCUUGCUUUAGUUUCCUCUUUUAUUCUGGCAACUUGUAAUAAUUGGAGGAUGAUUUUUAGUUUGCUUUUCUCAGUUUUCCUCUACCAUUUUACUGCAGCUUCUGUUUUAAAAAUGAA
Molecule: messenger RNA, 837 nt
Organism: Salvia splendens (bonfire salvia)
Lineage: Eukaryota; Viridiplantae; Streptophyta; Magnoliopsida; Lamiales; Lamiaceae
Product: glycine-rich RNA-binding protein 4, mitochondrial
Exons: 5
Coding region: 171-635 (154 amino acids)
Molecular function (GO): RNA binding
Source: RefSeq, a predicted model, not a curated record